This is a messenger RNA of Rubroshorea leprosula, 1557 nucleotides long. The record is from the annotation of a GenBank genome assembly. Lineage: Eukaryota; Viridiplantae; Streptophyta; Magnoliopsida; Malvales; Dipterocarpaceae.
ACGUUGUCCAAAUCUGCCUAAUCAAGCUCUCUCUCUCAUUUCCAUGGCGUCCAAUGACUUUUCUGAGAUUCUCCCUCGCGUCCUCAUCGUCUCCAGGCGUAGCGUUCGCAAGAAUAAGUUCGUAGAUUUUGUGGGUGAAUAUCAUCUUGAUCUUAUAGUUGGGUAUGGAGCUGUACCCGUUAUUGUUCCCCGAGUCAGUGGGGUGCAUAUGUUGUUGAACAGUUUCGAGCCGAUUCAUGGGGUUCUCCUCUGUGAAGGGGAAGACAUUGACCCAUCUUUGUAUGAGGCGGAAAUAUCCGGCCUUUUACCGGAGGAAUUGGAAGAAAUCAGGAGAUUGCAUGCGAGCGAUACUGCCAUUGAUAGAGAAAAGGAUUCAAUCGAGUUGAACCUGGCGAAGCUUUGCCUCGAGAGGAACAUCCCCUAUUUGGGAAUUUGCAGGGGUUCCCAAGUUUUAAAUGUUGCAUGUGGAGGGAUCCUUUAUCAAGACAUCGGGAAAGAACUGUCGAAAAAGUUUCCAGAAAAUCAGAGGGCAGUGCACAUUGAUUAUGAUAAUUAUGAUGGGCAUAGGCAUGCGGUGAAGGUGGUAGAGAAUACCCCUUUGCAUGAUUGGUUUAAUGAUUCUCUGGAGGAAGAGAAAAUGGAGAUUUGGGUUAAUAGUUAUCAUCAUCAAGGUGUUAAGAGAUUAGCUCAACGUUUCGUUCCAAUGGCUUUUGCACCAGAUGGUCUUAUUGAAGGGUUCUAUGAUCCAGAUGCUUAUAAUCCAGAAGAGGGUAAGUUUAUCAUGGGUCUCCAAUUCCAUCCUGAGAGAAUGAGGCGGCCGGAUUCUGAUGAAUUUGAUUAUCCAGGAUGCCCAUCUGCUUAUCAGGAAUUUGUUAAAGCAGUAAUUGCUUAUCAGAAGAAGCUUAAUAGCACAACAUCUAUGCCAAAACCUCUUAAACUCAAUCAAGAAAUGGAGAAGAAAAGAAAAAUGAUAAUCAGAAGCUUCUCCCUUGCUAAAAACUUAUACUCCACAGGUUCUGAGAUGCAUCCUUCUAAAGAAUCUGAACUUCAAGCUGGAGCAGAAUUUCUUGAGUCAAAUACAGCUUUGAGCAUUCAACAAGAGAACAGAUUGAAGCAGAUGGGUGCAACUGUGAGAAAUGCAGGUUCUUAUAUUGAGAGAUUGAAGCAGAAUGAGGAGAGGGAAAAAUUGGCAAGAAAUAUGAUGGGAAAAAUGUCUGCAGAGCAGUUGGCUGACCUCUUGUCUUUCUACCACAUGAUGGGGAAGAUAUGUUCAGAAGUGCUAGAAAAGAAGGUUCAUGGCAUUGUCACUGACCUUGGCUCUUGAGGCCUCUCCCCAUGACAUUUGAAGGAUAUACUUUUCUGUUAAUAAAAGGACAGGUCUCCAAAAUGCUCAAAUGAAACCUGGGUCUUGGAUCCGUGUCCUUCCUCUGUAUUUUGUCUUCACCUGUUUUCUAUAAUUAAAAUUUAUUUGUGUAUAUUGUAGUGGUUAAAGAUGUCUGGUCCAUACUCUCUUCUUGUGAUCUUCAUUUACUACUUGAAUCAAACAUAGGGUCGAAA